Molecule: messenger RNA, 3366 nt
Organism: Homalodisca vitripennis (glassy-winged sharpshooter)
Lineage: Eukaryota; Metazoa; Arthropoda; Insecta; Hemiptera; Cicadellidae
Product: DNA polymerase delta catalytic subunit-like
Exons: 1
Coding region: 1-3366 (1121 amino acids)
Biological process (GO): DNA-templated DNA replication; DNA replication proofreading; base-excision repair, gap-filling
Cellular component (GO): delta DNA polymerase complex
Molecular function (GO): nucleotide binding; DNA binding; 3'-5'-DNA exonuclease activity
Source: RefSeq, a predicted model, not a curated record
AUGGAACCGUUCUUCUAUCUCCACGCUGAACUGGAAGAGGAGCGGUUUGCGACGGCCGCUACUCGUCACGGCGUCCGGGCACAACCCACCACCACGUGUCUGUCGAUAUUCGGUAAAGACGCGCGCGAUGAGACCGUAGUCGUCCGCGUCCACAUGUACAGGAUUCAAUUCUACGUGUCCUUCAGGGAUACGCAACUAACCAGCUACUGUUGCACGUGGUUGGCGCAGAACGCCGCAGACCUCGUGGUGUCGAUGGAAACCGUGCACGGAUUCAAAAGCAUGUUGAUGGACAAAAACCACCAGACGGUGGCCGCUGACGAUUUCGCGGACACUACUUUGUCAAACGUGGUACGCCUGAAAGUCAGAACGCGGCGUGACGUGACAACGGUGGUGAGGAAGCUGGACGAAAAGGUGUACGAGUACUACGUCACCAACGGUUCGUGUCAUGGUUAUCCGUCCGCGGCCAACUACUACGAGUCGAACCUGGACGUGAUUGUGGCGGCCACGAGGGAUCUGGGACUGGACGCGUGCCAGUGGUGUCUGUUCGACACGCGUAUGUGUACGAAGAACGAGAACCGGGCGUUCGUAGGAAACGAGUACUCGGUGUACGACACGGGUGCGAUCCGAGUGAAGGACUUGUUCGCCAGACCCACGGCGCCUCCGCGUUCUCUGCCGCCUCACGUGAAAAUCAUGUCCUUCGACAUAGAAUGUCUUUCUGCCGUCGUGGAAACCAUGCCGGACGCUUCCAGAGAUCCUGUCAUACAGAUCUCGGCCGUCGUUUCCACGGACGCCUUGGGCCGCGGGCAGUCACGCGGUUUUCGGCGUCACCUCUUCACGACCGGCGGACCGUGUGCUUCGAUCGAGGAUGUGCAAGUAGUUCUGUGUCGGGACGAGGCCGCACUGUUGCGAGCUUUCGUCGAACACGUUCAUGCCGAAGACCCGGACAUCGUCUCGGGUUACAACGUGUGUUCGUUCGACCUGCCUUAUCUUUUCAAACGCAUCGAGGUACACGGGGUCGAGGCGUGCAUGGGUAGAGGAAAACGCCGAGCGACUUGUAAAAAACGCAAAAUGGAAGCGGUGCGUCAGUACGCGUCAUUCAUGCCGAAGACCCACGACACUCUGGUCCCCGGACGCGUCGUUUUCGACAUGUACACGCAUAUGCGGAAAGAAGUGAACCUGCGUUCGUACACACUGAACAGCGUGUCAACACAUUUCCUGAAACAGAAAAAAGACGACGUCGGUUACAGAGAGAUUCCGGCGCUGUACCACGGUGACGACGAAUCGCGCGCACGCCUCGGACGCUACUGCGUGAAAGACGCGCAACUCGUUUUGGAACUGGCGUUCAAAACGCAAACAUUCGUUCACGCGUUCGAACGGUGCAAAGUUUUUCGCACCAUGUUACAGUACAUGGUGGAACGCGGUCAACAGGUGAGAUUCUAUUCCAUGCUGUUGGCCUGGUGUGCGGACCGGAAGAUUCUAGUAAACGACGUCACGACGUCCCGCGACGUGGAGGAGAAGAGGAAGGCGAGUGCCCAUUACGAGGCCAACCUGUACGACCGUGCCAAAAAGGCGCGACUCGAACGUGGGAGGCACUCCUCGUCCGCCGCCACGACGGACAAAAACACCAACUCGCCGCACGACACCUCGGGAGAACGCUCACCGCCACGACAAGCAGGCAAAACGAGACGAUCGGGGUACGAAGGGGCCACCGUAUUGGAUCCGGUCAGCGGCAUGUACCACACGCCCGUCAUCUGUCUCGACUUCGCUUCCCUGUACCCGUCGAUCAUGAUCGCGUACAACCUGUGUGUGACGACCUUCGUGAGGGACGAGCGGAGCGGAGAAGAACUGACGGUGGCGGGUCUGGCCGAACGGUCGCCGGCCGGCUACUACUUCCUGGCGAGCCCCACAAAAAAGGGUGUCGUACCGUCAAUAUUGGAAAUGUUGCUUGAGGAGCGAGCCGACGUGAGACGGCGGAUGCGCGACGUCGACGACGGAUCUAUCGAAUACAUGUUAUUGGACGGGCAACAGCUAGCGCUGAAAAUCGCGGCCAACUCCAUAUACGGUGCAAUGGGUUGCGACAAGAGCAUUUUAAAUUUCGUCGAGAUACCGUCCAGCGUUACGGCGUACGGUCGCCAACUGAUACUACGGACGAAAGAGCACGUGGAAAACCUCUACGCCGGAACGCAGGUGUUGUACGGAGACACGGACAGUCUCAUGGUGAACAUGAGUGAAUGGGAUCCGAACCGCCAGUACAUCUGGGAUUGCGCCGGACUCGGCAAGGACAUGGCCGACUCGGUCACUAGAGCAAUCGACCGUGCACCGAUCAGACUGCAGUUCGAAACGGUCUACAAACCGUUUUUACUGUGCACAAAGAAGAGAUACGCGGCCGGCGUGUACAACUGUCUCGACAAGGUGGCGGCGUCCUCCGACGAGAACGUCCGACGCGCGUGUCGUCCGACGAUAAAGUACAAGGGACUGCAGGUGGUACGGCGUGACAACUGCACCUUCGCCACGCGCCUCAUGGAGUUCACUCUGGAAACGCUGAUGAGCGAAAACGAGGACGGCUCGAUCGUACGCAUCGCGACGCGCCUGCGAGACGAGCUGACGCGCCUCUUCCAGGGACGUGUGAACAUGAAAGAGUUGGUGAUUUCGAAGGAGUGGAAGAAGAAAGGCGUCAACGCGCAAGCGCACGACAUAUUGGCGCGGAGAAUGCAGCAGCGCGACCCGAACUCGGCGCCGUCCAUCGGCGACCGUGUGCCGUACGUCAUCGUCACGCAUCCAAAAGGUGCGAGACUGUGUGACCGGGCCGAGGACCCGCUAUUCAUCGUGGAAAACGAUUUGCCGGUCGAUUUCAUGUAUUACGCGGACAACCAGUUGGCCAAACCGAUAGCCGAUCUGCUUAAAGUCGUCUUGGCGGGGAAGAAUCCAGAAGAAAUAAAGGACAUGUUCUGGCCACCCGCCGUACCGAGGCGCUCGUCCGACAAGCGUCUGGCAACGGGCGAACGGAGAUGGAUGAAGAAAGCUUCCGGGGGAAACCAACGGAUUACGGAUUACUUCGCGAAAACGCGAUCGCAGGAGCAAGUCGAGGGAGAGGAGGCCGCGCGACUGUCGCUGUUGAAAAAAGAAUUGUGCGACGUAGAGGACGUGUUGGAAGGUUUGGCUGUAAAGUGCAUGCGGUGCAAAAAGAACGAAGAGCAAGCCGUGCGUUCCUGUCGUGACCGAGAGUGUGAAACGCUCUACGAACGUUAUUCAAAUAUUAAAAUAAGACGUCAAACGGUGGAUAAAAUCGACAGGAUCGACAAGACCGCAGACGCAUCCUCGCGAGUCGGUGUGUCGAGGUCGUACAACUUGUUUACCACCACCUGA